CAACACUGGUUCCCGAUCGCUCUUUUUGGUUCGUCCUCCAUUUUGGUUAUAUUUACUUGUAAAACAAGACCACAAACAUGCAAAACGACGCUGGAGAAACGGUUGACUUGUACUGCCCAAGGAAAUGCUCUGCGAGUAACAGGAUCAUCCACGCCAAGGAUCACGCCUCGAUCCAAUUGAGCAUCGCAGAAGUCGAUCCUCAAACUGGCAGAAUGACAGAAAACUCGAAAAGUUACGCUCUUUGCGGUGCUAUUAGACGCAUGGGUGAAUCGGACGAUUGUAUUGUAAGGUUAACGAAAAAAGAUGGGAUAUUGGCUAAGAAUUUCUGAGUGGAUUUAUUGGACUGCAGUUGAAGAUCAUAUAAAAUAAAUAUGUGGUAGAACUUGUGGUUAAAUAAAUCUAUAUUUAGGUAUUAAUAAA
Molecule: messenger RNA, 420 nt
Organism: Anoplophora glabripennis (Asian longhorned beetle)
Lineage: Eukaryota; Metazoa; Arthropoda; Insecta; Coleoptera; Cerambycidae
Gene: RpS21
Product: 40S ribosomal protein S21
Exons: 4
Coding region: 78-329 (83 amino acids)
Biological process (GO): endonucleolytic cleavage to generate mature 3'-end of SSU-rRNA from (SSU-rRNA, 5.8S rRNA, LSU-rRNA); endonucleolytic cleavage in ITS1 to separate SSU-rRNA from 5.8S rRNA and LSU-rRNA from tricistronic rRNA transcript (SSU-rRNA, 5.8S rRNA, LSU-rRNA); translation
Cellular component (GO): ribosome; cytosolic small ribosomal subunit
Molecular function (GO): structural constituent of ribosome
Source: RefSeq, a predicted model, not a curated record